AUGCCAGAGACUGAACAAAUACUUAAGAAUCUCGCCGAAACCAAUAAGGAUAUCUUUAAUGAUACUCCAGCCCAAAUUAGAGUCCGUACUAAACUGAUUGAAAAUGAGGUUCGUAUGCUUAAAAGUCAUAUCUCAGCGAUGACGUAUGAUUGUGAAAUGAAGAAAGAACGUGUUCAUGAAAACAUGCAAAAGAUUGAGUUGAAUAAGCAAUUACCCUUUUUGGUAGGAAAUGUAGUUGAAAUUCUUGAUUUAGAAUCGGCUGAACCUCAAUCUGGUGCUAAUGUAGAUGAAACUACUUCUAAACAAGGUUUGUGUGCAGUAGUGAAGACUUCUAAUCGGAUUACGACUUUUUUACCCUUUGUUGGACUAAUUCCGGCCGAAGAGUUACAACCGGGUGAUUUAGUAGCCUUACAUAAGGAGACGAACAUAGUCUUUGAAAAGUUGGAAACGGAUUAUGAUGUUCGGGUUAAGGCUAUGGAGUUAGAUGAGAAACCAAAAGAUUCGUAUGAAGAUAUUGGUGGUUUAGAAAAGCAAAUGGAAGAAUUACAUGAAGGUAUUAUCUUAUCUAUUACUCAUCCGGAGAAGUUCAAAAGACUGAAUAUUAAGCCGCCAAAAGGUGUGCUGAUGUACGGUCCACCGGGAACGGGUAAGACUUUGAUGGCUCGAGCUUGUGCGGCUAAGACUGGAGCGACAUUCUUGAAACUAGCUGGUCCUCAACUCGUGCAGAUGUACAUUGGUGAUGGGGCUAAGUUAGUACGAGAUGCAUUUGCUUUAGCGAUAGCUAAGGCUCCUACUAUCAUUUUUAUUGAUGAAAUAGAUGCGAUUGGGACAAAACGGAGUGAUUCAGAUAGUAUUGGGGAUCGGGAAGUGCAAAGGACUAUGUUGGAGUUACUUAAUCAGUUGGACGGAUUUUCAGAUGCGGCUAAUGUUAAGGUGAUUGCAGCUACUAAUCGGGUUGAUAUUCUUGAUCCGGCUUUGUUACGUUCGGGUCGGUUUGAUCGUAAGAUUGAGUUUCCAUUGCCGAAUAAGGAAGGACGGAAGCGUAUUCUGCAAAUCCAUUCACGGAAGAUGGCGAUGGAUCCAGCCGUGAACCAUGAAGAGUUAGCACGUUCAACAGAAGGAUUUAAUGGGGCGCAGUGUAAGGCCGUUUGUGUGGAAGCUGGUAUGAUAGCUUUACGAGCAGGCCGGGAUGUAAUCACGCAAAAUGAUAUGAUUGAUGGUGUUCAGGAGAUUCUGUCUACUAAAAAGACUAAUCUGCACUACUUCUCAUAA
Nematocida homosporus is the source of this 1272-nucleotide messenger RNA. Its product is annotated as 26S proteasome regulatory subunit T5. The transcript has a single exon. Gene Ontology annotation, biological process: proteasome-mediated ubiquitin-dependent protein catabolic process. NCBI's taxonomy places the organism in Eukaryota, Fungi, Microsporidia. Gene Ontology annotation, cellular component: proteasome regulatory particle, base subcomplex. The record is from RefSeq and is a predicted model, not a curated record. Gene Ontology annotation, molecular function: proteasome-activating activity; ATP binding; ATP hydrolysis activity. The coding region runs from base 1 to 1272 and encodes 423 amino acids.